CCUGACACGGCAGCUCCACCUGCGCAGCCAGCGCGGACACCGGGAGCUGUCCACUGACGCUGGUGCUGAUCUCCUCUCUCUCUCUCUCUCUCUCUCUCUCUCUCUCUCAACACCUUCCCACAGCGAGAGAGAGAGACGGGAGAUGCUGGCACCGCCAGUCCACCGUGUGCUCUCGCCUCACCCAGUCAUGGGGAAGCCACUCUCCCACUUUACCCCCUGAUCCACAUCAUUCCUGGGGAAAAAAAGGUUUUCUUUUCGCGGAGGAAAGGGGGUAGGGUGGGAUCCUUCUAUUGUCCUAUUUUACUUUGCCCAAAUUUGUGGGCUGGAUUUUACCAGCAGGGAACAAGGGGGACUUGUUUUCGCGGCCAAUUUGGAACCGAAUUUAAGACAUUUUAUGGAUCCUUAAGGCCCAAGGGUGGAUCUACACAUCAUCCAUGGAUCUUUUUGGCAUGAUUGGGUCCAAUGAAACCUACGAAGGAAACUGGACUGGAUCGAUCAAUGGCACAGAGGCCGAGCAAAAAUAUCAGUACAACUAUUAUGCCAUGCUCCUGACUCUUCUCAUCUUUGUGAUUGUAUUUGGAAAUGUGCUGGUGUGCAUAGCUGUAUCCAGGGAAAAAGCCCUACAGACCACCACCAAUUAUCUGAUUGUCAGUUUAGCGGUGGCAGACCUUCUUGUGGCCACUUUGGUCAUGCCAUGGGGUGUCUAUGUGGAGGUGGUGGGGGAAUGGAGAUUCAGCAGGAUCCAUUGUGAUAUUUUCGUAACUCUGGAUGUCAUGAUGUGCACAGCGAGUAUCCUUAACCUUUGUGCAAUUAGCAUCGACAGGUACACUGCUGUUGCCAUGCCGAUGCUUUAUAAUACCCGGUAUAGCUCCAAGCGAAGAGUCACCGUUAUGAUCUCCAUUGUCUGGGCUUUGUCCUUUGCCAUAUCCUGCCCGUUGUUGUUUGGACUGAAUGACUCAGACACGAGAGAUGACACCAUCUGUACCAUUAUCAAUCCAGACUUUGUUGUCUACUCGUCCAUUUUCUCGUUUUACAUCCCUUUCAUUGUCACGCUGCUGGUGUAUGUCCAGAUUUAUGUAGUACUGCGGAAAAGGAGGAAGCGGGUGAACACGAAGAGAAGCAGUAGGUUUGAUUCUGAAAUCCAGGCGCCAUUAAAGGAUAAAUGUACCCAUCCGGAGGACGUGAAGCUGUGCACGGUAAUUGUGAAAUCAAAUGGAAGUUUCCCAGUCAAUAAAAAGAAAGUGGAAGCGGUCAGCCACCAGGAUGAUAUGGAGAUGGACAUGAUGUCCUCAGCCAGCCCGCCAUUGGAGAAGACCAAGCACAAAUUAGCGAUGGUCAACCGGCAACUGACGGUACCUACUCCAUCUAAUCAAGGAGCCAGCUCGAGCAUGCCAUCGCCCAAAGGCAGCCCGGUAAAAGGUGAGAAGAAUGGGCACCCCAAAGACAUAACCAAAGCGCCCAAAGCUUUCGAAAUCCAGUCGUUGCCAAAUGGCAAAACAAGAACUUCACUGAAGAGCUUGAGCAAAAGGAAGCUGUCCCAGCAAAAGGAGAAAAAGGCAACUCAGAUGUUGGCCAUUGUCCUUGGUGUAUUUGUUAUAUGUUGGUUGCCAUUCUUCAUCACCCAUAUCCUCAACAUGCAUUGCACAAAAUGCUUAAUCUCUCCAGCAAUGUACAGUGCUGUCACCUGGUUGGGAUAUGUCAAUAGUGCUGUGAACCCAAUCAUUUACACUACCUUCAAUGUGGAGUUCAGAAAAGCUUUCAUCAAAAUCCUCCACUGCUGAAGAAUUGGUCCAAAGGAUGUAGUUGUGCCACAUUUCUUCAAAGCUGCACCAUAGAAGUGUACAGAGAUGGCUUUUUUCAUCAGUGUCACACUUUGUAUUGCUCUUCUCUACAAAAGAGCCAUAUCCAAACUAUGUGCCAUUGUGGAUUGGAAAAAGAAGAGGGAAAAUAAAAUUGAAUCAGUGAAGGCAUUAAGAGAAUUUAUCCCUCUUUACAAAUGAUGUCACCUGUCCAUUCAAAACUAAGAGUCAAUAGUAUGGUGUAACAAAAGUCCAUCCACAUGGCUAGAAAUUUCCAUGUAAUUACUAUUCCAUGACCGCCAAACACUGCUUUAAGGUCAGUGAAUGAGGCUACCUGGUAGCACAGUGGACAGGUGAGCUUUGGACAGGCAACUAGAAAACAAAAAUGAUUGCCAACAUCAGACUCUGAAGACAUCUUUAUCUCGUUCACUUAAGAACAUUAACUUGAAGAAUUAUGAACCUCCCAUCUCAGUGAGACCAAUGAGUGAGAUCCGAUAACAGGUUGUAAAGAGUUAUAUUUGAAUGUAAUCACUGAAUUUAAUAUUGGAUGAAAAAAGUGAACUUUAUUAUUUGAAUUAUUGUGGACUAGUUGUGUGGGGCAGUUUUUUUUCAAAUCAAGGACUCAAAACCCAGAAUUAGCAUUCACUUAGGCCAACUGCAACUAAGUCUGGUCAGUGUCUAUUUAUAUCUCAUUAGAGAUAAUGUAUUGAAACUGGGAAUAGCAUAAGGCUUUUUGGGAUGUGAACCAAACCAAACUGCAGUUGAAUCAUGUCAAAUUAAAGGUGUAAGUUUCAACAUGUUCAUUUCACAUAUGCAGAAGAGAUAGAGAACUUUGGAGUGUCAUAAGUUAUGACAGUUUGGUAUCAGAAGUUGGUUGACUGCAACACAUCAACAUCCUGAGUGUUACAUUGACCAGAAACAAAACUGGAUUAGCCAUACAAAUAAUCUGGCCACAACAGCAAGCCAGAGGCUAGGAAUCCUGCAGCAAGCAAUUCACCUCUGGAUCCUUCAAAGCCUGUCCACCAUCUACAAGGCACAAGUCAGGAGUGUUGUGGAAUACUCCCCACUGGUCUGGAUGAGUGCAGCUCCAAAGUCACUCAAGAAGCUUGACACCAACAAGGACAAAGCAGCUGACUUGAUUGGCAUCCUAGCCACUGUUUUCGAUGUUUGCCCCUUCACCACCGAUGCAUAGUGCCAGCUAUGUACCAUUUAUAAGAUGCAUUGCAGUAUCUUAUCAAAGUUCCUCUGAUGUCGCAUUCCAAACCCAAGACCUCUACCACCUAGAUGGACAAGGGCAUUAGACAUAUGGGAACAUCACACCCUGCAAGUUGCCCUCCAAGCCACUCAGCAUAAUGACCCAGAAUUAUACCACUCUUCCUUCACUGUCACAAGGUCAAAAUCUUUGAUUUCCAUUCCUGAGGAUAUGGUGGAUGGACUUAUUCAACAUAGGCUGCAGUGACUGAAAAAGGCAGCUCACUCCACCUUCACUUGGGCAGUUAGGGAUGUGUGAUAAUUGCUGGUCCUGCCAGCGAUGCUUACAUCCCAUGAAUGAAUUACAAAAAAAAAGUCUCAGUAUUCUUCCUGUGGAAUGGAAAAAUAGCUUCAAGGAUUCCCUUUGCUGACUCAAGGAUUUUCUUUUUGGCUGGAACAUGGAAUGCUGUUAGUGCUGGGUGAUGCUAAAGAGUCCUCCAGAGCUGGGAAGUUUGUAGACACUCAUAUCCAGCUUUCCAUAUCAAGAAUAUUUGAUUGAGCAUAGAUAAGCAUUGGUUCAAGAAGCCACCUAAAUGCACCUACGCCUCAAAGGAAUAAAUAAUAAAUGCUCAUUUUAUCAGUGAUGACCAUCUCCUGAGAAUUAAUCCUUUUACAAAAAAAAUUGAGAGUCUUGUACUGAAGGAUAUCAGGGCCUGUAAACCCACAUCUGGAAAAAUUCCAAGAAGAAUUUUCAAAAAGAAAUUUGAAUACCAAGCAACCCGUUCAUUUAAGUUGGAGGAAGCUUUGACAAAUUAAGAUAAUCUUAUGCAAUGAAUUUACUCCCUGAAAUUAUAUUCCAAUUAAUCUAUAUAAUUUCAUUGUUUUGGGGAGGUAUUUUGUUAUAAUACAGAUAUUUUUAUGGCAAUGUGUGGCAAUUUUUCACCGCUCAAGCACAGUCGGAAAGGACAGUGGUUCAGUGAAAAAAGAUGUAAAUGAAACAUACUAAUCAGGCCACUUACAUUCUCCUCCAAAUUAUUUAUAUAUAUAGCAAAAAACAGGGGUCCCAGCACUGAUCCCUGUGGAACACCACUGGUCAGAAAAGCACCUUUCCAUUGCUACUCUCUGUCAUCUAUUACAAAGCCAGUUCUGUACCUGUCUUAAUGGGUCACCAUGAAUACCAUGCGACCUCACCUUUUGUAGCAGGCUGCCAUGAGGAACAUUGUCAAUGGCAUUGCUGAAGUGUGUAUAGAGAACAUCUACUGCCCUGACCUCAUCAAAUAUCUUUGCCACUUCCUCAAAAAACUUAAUCAAGUUGUGAGACCUUCCUUGCACAAAUCUAUGCUGCCUAUCACUAACAAGUCCAUAUUUUUCCAAAUGUGAGUAAACCCUAUCUCUAAGAAUUAUCUCCAAUAAUUUCCUUACCACUGUUGUAGGGAUCACUGGUCUGUCAUUUCCCAGAUUAUACCGCGCAGCAGCACACAAAUCAUAUCAAACUGUAGCUAUUCUGUCGACAAAGACAAAAAUGCUUAAACAUAAAAGACCAGGAUCCCAAAGUAACGUGUUGUGUAUUCCAAACUCUGAGAUCUUAGUCAACAGUUACGUUUUUUAGUGGAAAUUAUCCAAAUUUGCCACCUCAACAGGUGGAAACAAACUAAUUGAGCCACAUAAAGGUAGGAAACAGAGAAAAAAAGUCAGAUUUCAAAAAUUUAACAUUUUUAAAAAUGUUAAGCUCCUUGUCUGGGUCAAACAAUUCCUCAUAAAGUCUUCUUGGUCUAAAAAGUGUUUCUGCACCCAACUCUUGGAUGGAAAAGGCUUGGGUCUUGAAGCCACAUGAAGUAAAUAAAAUUUUGAUGAUUCCACAGAGCUCCUGGGAUUGAUCUAAGUAUGUCAAGUACAUCCCAAGAUUGGCCAGAGCAUUCAAUUAUUACAAUGAAGCCAAAUUACCAUGGUGCAAAAUGAAAAAAAAAACACUUUUGACUGGCCAAAUGACAUUGUUACUAAAAAAAUUCAAAAUUCUGUAUGAAAUAGAUAGUAUUUUCCACAGAAUCCUAAAUGCUUGGUAAGCCUGACUACAUGAUUUCCAACAGUUUACCUUUGCAGUAAAAAUGGCAAAAAGCAUUGUUCACAAUGUUAAGUUCUGUUGCAAAGUCAUGAAAGCGCAUAAAAAUGUUUCUGUACUUGA
This is a messenger RNA of Stegostoma tigrinum, 5172 nucleotides long. Its product is annotated as D(2) dopamine receptor B-like. NCBI's taxonomy places the organism in Eukaryota, Metazoa, Chordata, Chondrichthyes, Orectolobiformes, Stegostomatidae. Gene Ontology annotation, biological process: adenylate cyclase-activating adrenergic receptor signaling pathway; adenylate cyclase-inhibiting dopamine receptor signaling pathway. The record is from RefSeq and is a predicted model, not a curated record. The transcript is spliced from 8 exons. The coding region runs from base 435 to 1781 and encodes 448 amino acids. Gene Ontology annotation, cellular component: glutamatergic synapse; presynaptic membrane. Gene Ontology annotation, molecular function: dopamine neurotransmitter receptor activity, coupled via Gi/Go; G protein-coupled receptor activity.